Messenger RNA from Leptopilina heterotoma, 3028 nucleotides. RefSeq lists its product as uncharacterized. The transcript is spliced from 3 exons. The record is from RefSeq and is a predicted model, not a curated record. The coding region runs from base 110 to 985 and encodes 291 amino acids. Lineage: Eukaryota; Metazoa; Arthropoda; Insecta; Hymenoptera; Figitidae.
CACAAAAAGCACCUUCACUUUCAUGAGUAUCAUUCACUAGCAAAAUUGAUUGAAAUCAUUCAAACACAUUAAAUUUACUUAAGAGCAGUUUGUUAAAAGUGAAAUAAAAAUGAAACAUUUAUUUUUAAUUAGUGUCUUUCUGAUACAUUACUGUCAAAUUUUUGGAAGUUUAAAUCCUGGAAAUUUCAUAAGCUGUCCAAAGCAUAUGAAACACUUUUUAGUCAGUGAAAACAGUACCGAACAGUAUUGCGAUUGUGAUGAAAUAUAUUUAUAUCAUCCUAAACAUGAUUUUUGCUACGAUGCCUAUAGGCAAGGUCCUUGUCAAAAUGGAUAUUAUUAUGUUUUAUCACCUAAUUCUUACGUAGCAACGUGUCAAAAAAAUCCAUGUCAGAUAGACGGAAUUGUACCUUUUCGAGGAAAAUGUCACUUUCUAUGGGAAUCUGGAAAACCUUGCAGAAGCGAAACCACAUUCUUAGGAAUUAAUGACAGUUAUCAAUUAGAGUGCGGUAUAAAGCGUUACAUGGGAUCCUGGUAUGAUUUGAAAACAUCUAAGUCUUGUCCAAAAGAUUCGUUACUGACGCCAUCAGAUGACGAACAUACAAAUUAUUAUUGUAAAUGUAAAGAAACUUACAUUUAUUCAGCAAAAAAUCACUCUUGUUAUCAAGCCUACAAACAGGGACCAUGCCCUCUAGGAAGUUACUACGUACUCCCUACUGGACGAAAAGAGCCGAGAUGUGAAGUAAAUCCUUGCAACGAAGAUGGUCUUGUUCCUUUUAAAGGAAAAUGUCAUGAAAUUUAUAAAUCGGGAUAUCCUUGUGCUGAUAAUCUAACGCAUUUGACAGUCACUAGAAAAACAUUUCAAUUAAAAUGCAUUUAUCAACCACCUGUUAGUAUGGGUGGAGGUGGAAUUAUAAAUGCUCCAAUUAAAGCAUGUCCUCCUGGAAGUCGAAGAGUAGUAACUGGUUGCAAACACAUUUUCCAAUAAAAUUGCAUUUUUUAAAUAUUUCAAUUUUAUUUCUAUGCGUGAAACCUAUUUAAUAAUAAUGUUAAAAAAAUCCAGAAGACCAGUAAAAAAGUCAACCACACAAUCGUUUGAAAUCGAAAAACGAUGUUCAAAAUAAGGAAAAGCAUGUAAAUAUGUAUACGAUUUUUAUCUUAUUUUUAAAUGAUCGUGAUUACAUUAAUUUCUAUGAGAUUUCUCCUGACCGAUUGUUUAAAAUUGUAAUGUUUGAAUAUUUUGUUAUUAGUUUUUGGUCAUGUCAUUUUUAUUUAAAAUUUCCUGUGUUUAUUGAAAGUUUAGGUGUCAAUGAACAAGAAUAUACUAGAUAUUUUUUUUUUAUUCGGUCAUUCCUAUAAAAAACGAGAUUAAAGUGUUAAAAAACCGCAUUUUUAGCACAAUUGAGGCAGCGAAACAAGAAAACGCAUCAUUAUAAAAAUAUCUACAAGAGCUUAAAUAAAAACUUAAACCUUCAAGCUUAAGGCUCAGAACUGAAAAGUAUUUUAAUAAUUACUGAAAACCUGCAGUCGCUAUCUGAAAUUAUCAAAAAAGCUGGGAUAGGAAGCAGUUGGUAAAAAUCAAUUUCCCUAACCGAAUUCGCUUGCAACUUGUUACUUGAGGUUUUUUUAGGUUGCUAAUGACGAAUUGGAAUUUAGGUAUAAAAAAUUCAAAAUUGCAAAUUCUCGCUGACUCGUGUGUAAAUAUGAGGAAAAUAUUAAAAGCAUUAAAAAAAUAUUGUUUUAUUAAUAAAUUAGAAAUAAAUGUAAAGAAAACGAAAAUAGUUAUUUUUAGAAAAAGUGGACAUUCCCACAAUUACAAAUAUGGAUCAUUCAUGUAUAUGAUAAGACUCAAAAAAUUGAAAUAGUCUCUAAUUAUGAAUACCUGGGUGUAAUUUUUUCAAACUCGGCUACGUUUUUUAAUGAAACAAACUAUGCUAUUAGUAAAGCGAAUGUAGCUCUUGGAACAACAGUGUCUUUGAUAAAUCGUCUAAAUCUAAAAUCUUGCUCUUGGAGUCCAGUUAUUAGAUUAUUUAACUGCCUUACUGUAAGUAAUUUAUUUUACGCUAUUCAAGUAUAGGGUUUGAGAUAGUUUUAUGAUAUUGAAAUAAUUCAAAAUACUCUUUUUAAAAAAAUGUUACUUCUUCCAAAAAACACUCCGAACUAUACAUUGAGACUGGAGACGGGAGUCUCCAAAUUAUCAGUUAAAGUUUUUAAAUAUGUUUUAAAUUUAAUAGAGAAAAUAUUAUUGGUGGAAGAAGGCCGAUAUCCAAAAAUGUGUUUUUUAAGAUUGAAAGCUUUAGCUCAGAGCAAAAUUGGAAAAAAAUAAAUUUAAUUGGUACGAUCAGGUAGGACUUAUAUUCGAAUAUAUUAAUGAAAAAAUAAAAUGAGAUAACUUAAAUAUACAUCAAUUGCAUGCGAAAAAAAAUUUUUAGAUAGAAAAAUACGAAAAUUACUUGUAUAUGGAAGAUUUAAAAAAAUUGAGUGAAUCUCAUUCACUGCAGAUUCUGCCACACUUGGCUUUAAUUAAGGGUCCGCAGAAUUAUUUACAAAUUAAAAUUCCUUUAAAGUAUAAGAGUUGUAAGUCAAAUUCGUCUUUUAAAUAACAACUGUACUAGAAUAAUAAUAGAUAAGAAAGCUUUCAAGCUGAGUGACUCUGGAACCUGCAGCGGAUGUGAAACAAAUACUCUUGAAAUGUUUUAUCACCUUUUAAUUGAAUGUCCUUAUCUCUCAACGGAAAGAAUGAAAUAUUUUUGUGUGGAACAGGAUGAGUCUGUCAUAAGGGCCGUAAGUAUUUAUUUAUAUGUUAGAAAACACGCAAAUUAAUUUAAUGAAAAAUUUGUAUCUUUUUACCAAAGCUUUAUGUGAAAAAUUAGAUAAUAGAUAAAGUUUUAUUUAAACUUUAAUAAUCUACGGCAACCUCUUUGUAUUGGCUUGUACCAAUAUAUUCAAAUAUAAUUAUAUUGUUUAAUAAAUUAAUUAUGUUCACAAAUAAAUAAAUUAUAUAGAACUAUAAAAAACAAAAUUUUGGAAA